Messenger RNA from Cajanus cajan (pigeon pea), 1017 nucleotides. Its product is annotated as Got1/Sft2-like vescicle transport protein family. The record is from RefSeq and is a predicted model, not a curated record. Gene Ontology annotation, biological process: vesicle-mediated transport. Gene Ontology annotation, cellular component: membrane. NCBI's taxonomy places the organism in Eukaryota, Viridiplantae, Streptophyta, Magnoliopsida, Fabales, Fabaceae.
ACAAAAACAAGAAAUAACAAAGAGAAAGCCAUCAAUGAGCCAAGCUGGGUUUCAGUUGAGUGGAGUCGUUGUGAUAUCAUCGUCAAAAUUCCACACACAAUUUCUGAAAAUCGAAGCAACUUUGAGUAGUUAGUUACUGUUCGUUUCCGCAACCACAGAUCCUUUGUUUCUUCCUUUCCAUUUUCCCGUGGGAAAGCAAUGGAAAAGAUGAGCAGAGCCUUCGACAAAGUGAAGAUGAUGGUGGGAAUGGAAGUGGAGGACGAAGAACAACGAACUGCGGCAUUGGGAGAAAGCAACUCCUUCGCGUUGAUGGACGAAUUCAACCGCAACUGCACCUUGUCCACCACACAGAGACUAUACGGUUUUGCCAUAUGCUUUGCUGCUGGAUUAACUUGUACACUACUGUCUAUGCUUGUUUUCUUCAAACCAAUCAAGUUUGCGAUAACAUUCACUCUUGGGAAUUUGCUUUCACUCGGAAGCACAGCAUUCCUGAUAGGUCCUAAAAGACAAGUGACAAUGAUGCUUGAUCCUGUUCGUAUAUACGCAACAGCCAUAUAUGUUGCAAGUAUGAUAAUUGCCUUGUUUUGUGCUCUUUAUGUUCACAACAAGUUACUGACACUUCUUGCCCUUAUUUUGGAGUUUGGGGCACUUGUUUGGUAUAGCUUGAGCUAUAUCCCUUUUGCGAGGUCCAUGGUUUCAAAAAUCAUGGUUUCAUGCUUUGACACAGAAUUUUAGGUUAUAUACACAAAAGACCUAUGGCAUUGUCUGUUGAAUUCUCUGCGUUGACACCCUCAAUAUCCUCCUUGCAGUUCUGCAGAAAGGUUUUUUGCCACUGAAACACAGUUGUGUAUUAAGAUCCUCUGUUGUUGCCUGAUCUUUCCUUUUGUGGAGUCUUGUCUAGGUUCCACUAAGAUUGUUAGACGUAAAAUCUUGUGAAUUUGUAUUAUGCUGUUUAUGAGCUAUAAUGUAAAGAAUUUAGUUUCUCUCAAUCUCAACCGGUUGAAUUUUCAUUCUCUA